CCCCCGGUUGGUUGGUGCCUGCGGAUGCCGAUGACGGAGACGAGUGCGCCACCAAACUCAUCCGUCCGAGCUCUCCACAUCCGUCCAUUGAAUACUACUCCUAGUUCCGAAGCUUCGGAUAUCGCUUUCAGAUAGAGAGCGGAGGAGGAGGGAGGGACUCAGAGGAGCAGGGCGCGAGAAAUCUUUGCCGUCUGGCCCCCGCUUCCAGUGCCAAGUGCCAACUGCAUUGCCUCCCGGGCUGGCGAUUGACUUGACCCGCGCCACCGCUUCUCCGCUGAUUAUAGUUUAUCUCGUCGUGCCGGGCGUACAAAUCUUGGUCUCAGCUGACUCGGCCUAUCCCCUCGUCCCCGCUACUCCACCGAUCCUCUUCCCUCUCCCGGAGCAGUGGCCUGCGCUGCGACCUUGGACGCCGAGAGCAGGGAAGUUCAGCCGAGUGUUGAGGAAUGGGGCAAAAGGACUCCAAGCCGUCGUAUAACUCUGGGAAUUCAGCCAACGGGUACAACUCGAGGUAUGCAAACACGCCCUCCAGUUACAGCCCGAGGUAUGCCUCUUCGGCGGGUAACAACAUGCAGCAGCCAGAAGCACAGGCCAGGCUGCAGAGGAAGUAUUCCAGGAUCGGCGAUGACUACCGUUCCGUCAGUCAAGUGACUGAAGCUUUGGCUCAAGCAGGCCUCGAAUCUUCAAAUCUUAUUGUAGGCAUUGAUUUUACAAAAAGUAAUGAAUGGACAGGUAAAAUUUCCUAUAACCGCCGCUGUCUACAUGAUAUUGGAAACACUCCAAACCCAUAUGAGCAAGCCAUAUCUAUUAUUGGAAGGACACUUUCAGCUUUUGAUGAAGACAAUUUGAUUCCCUGCUUUGGAUUUGGUGAUGCAUCAACUCAUGACCAGGAGGUAUUCAGCUUUUAUCCAGAGAACCAACCAUGCAAUGGAUUUGAAGAGGCAUUGGAAAGAUACAGAGAAAUUGUUCCAACUCUUCGAUUAGCUGGACCAACAUCUUUCGCUCCAAUAAUUGAGACAGCAAUUGGGAUUGCAGACAGCACCGGUGGUCAAUAUCAUGUUCUUCUGAUAAUUGCUGAUGGACAGGUUACUCGAAGUGUGGAUACACAGUCUGGGCAGUUAAGUCCGCAGGAGCGGGAUACCAUUGAUGCUAUAGUGAAAGCUAGCCACUUUCCCUUGUCUAUUGUUCUUGUUGGGGUCGGUGAUGGACCAUGGGAUAUGAUGCAUAAGUUUGACGACAACAUACCUGCUCGGUCAUUCGACAAUUUCCAGUUUGUGAAUUUCACGGAAAUUAUGUCAAAGAGCAUAGCAGCUGAUAGAAAAGAGGCUGAAUUUGCGUUGUCAGCAUUGAUGGAAAUCCCUACGCAGUACAAAGCAACACUUGAUCUCCAACUCCUUGGCCGUCGCCAAGGAAUACCUCCAAGAGUUCCUCUGCCUCCACCAACAAGGACUCCUUAUUCACGGUCUACUAGCUUUGACCAACAGUCUGGUGUUUAUUCACGGUCUAGUAGCUUUGGUCAACAAACAAGUGGGUUUCAGCAAUCAGACAGUUUCAAACAGCGACAGCAUGGAGCUACAAGGAGGCCUGACAGUUAUUCAUCAGAAAGUUCACAGCCUGCGGCUUCAAGGAUACCGGACACUUAUGCAUCAGAAAGUUCAGAAAGCACACUUUCAUGCGCCAUAUGUAUGGAUAAAUCAAAGGAUCUUGCAUUUGGAUGUGGACAUCAGACUUGCUAUGACUGUGGGAAAAAUUUGGUGCGCUGCCCUAUGUGCCAGCAGCACAUAACCACCAGGAUCAGGCUGUACUGAUUAAAAGCUGAUCUCCUGAUGCUUUUGAAGCCUAUGGCGUUGCCAAUACUGAAGAAGCUCGGUGGAAAAUGUUCAGAAUCCGCAUAAAUUUUAGUGUUCUUACUGCAGUUGGAGUGUCUUCAAUUAGCUGGUGAUUUAAGGCCCUGUUGGAAUGAAGGGUUUAUUCUCCACCCCUUAAGGGAAAUGUGGAUUGAACUGUUUCGGUAAAAUUUCUGUGUUCCAAAAGGGCCUUGCUGUCCAUACAAGGCACUGAAGAAUGUUCCCUGGAAAAUAAUGUACAUAUUGCUGUCUUUUCUUUCUCUUGUAAAUAAAAUGAACAGUAGAGAAAUUUCAGGAUGAACCAACUAGGAAGACAUUUGCGUUGUAUAUUAAUUAAAACCUAUUAUAAUUGUUGAAUAUUCAA
Aegilops tauschii subsp. strangulata is the source of this 2208-nucleotide messenger RNA. RefSeq names its product E3 ubiquitin-protein ligase RGLG5. The record is from RefSeq and is a predicted model, not a curated record. Gene Ontology annotation, biological process: protein ubiquitination. NCBI's taxonomy places the organism in Eukaryota, Viridiplantae, Streptophyta, Magnoliopsida, Poales, Poaceae. Gene Ontology annotation, molecular function: ubiquitin-protein transferase activity. Gene Ontology annotation, cellular component: nucleus.